AACUGAAAAUCGAUCAUGCCCGAUUUGAUUUUAGAUUUCAGGGUCGAAAUCCCAUAUGGUCCAAAUCUCAUCUCCAAUAUUUUACCUUCAUUCUCUGUAGUCCAUACAAACUCAACUCUCCAAGAAAGGCCCGCACCAGAUAACAGCCAAAAAGAUGGUUCCUCUCUCUCCCUCUCCCUCUCCAAGAAUUCCCCGCCACUUCCUCGGUUUCUUGCCAUGGCGAUUAUCUCAGCCACACUCCACCACUCACCCUCCCGUCUUUUCAAUCACCACCGCAGACACUGGGAGAAGCCCUUUUCUUCAAGUUCGCUCAUUUCGCCUUCUUGCGCCGGAAGAAUCCAAUCGUUCGCAUCGUCACGACUCGUUUGUAGCGAUGGCCAAUCCGCCGAUAAGAGUCCCAGUUUGGAGAAAUCAUGUUCCGGAAUCAGAAACGAUUCUGGGUUCUCUGCCAGGUUCUUGCAAAUGGGUGUUGAGAAAACCUGCUCUGAUCGAACACUUCUGGUGAAGUCAGCGAGUGCAGACAGUGGUGGCACUUCCGCAAUCUCUCAAAAGGCCUUUGGGGUGUUGCAUUUGGUCGUCUCGCUGGGGAUAAUCCUUGCAAUGGAUAAGUUCUUGAAGAAAGCGUUUGUCGCGGCGGCGAUCAAGUUCCCGAGUGCUCUGUUCGGAAUGUUCUGCAUAUUCUCUGUUCUGAUGAUUCUUGAUUUAACAGUGCCCGCCGCAGCCACCGGUUUGAUGAGCUUCUUUGAGCCGGCGCUCUUGUUCAUACAGAGGUGGCUUCCACUGUUUUAUGUUCCAUCUCUGGUGGUUUUGCCUCUUGCUGUUAAGGACAUUCCUGCGGCUUCAGGGCUCAAAAUUUGCUUUAUUUUGGUUGGAGGAUGGUUGGCUUCACUUUCUGUAGCUGGUUAUACUGCGAUUGCAGUAAGAAAACUUGUUAAGACAGAGAUGACGGAUGCUGAGCCAAUGGCGAAACCUUCACCAUUUUCGUCACUUGAAUUGUGGACUUGGAGUGGUAUUUUUGUUAUAUCAUUCAUUGCAGCAUUUUUGUACCCAACUGCUCUAGGAACCAAUGCCAAAACAUGCCUUCCUUUCCUCCUGGCAUCCACCGUGAUAGGCUUCAUGGUUGGUUCUGGGUUGCCAUCUGGUGUGAAGAAAAUUUUCCAUCCAAUUAUUUGCUGUGCAUUGUCGGCAGACCUGGCAGCACUUGCAUUUGGGUACCUUUCGAAGUCUGGACUGAAUCCUGUCCUAGGAUACUACCUUACAAAGGCAUCUGCCAAUCCUGGAGCUGGUGACAUUCUAAUGGGAUUCUUGGGAUCUGUAAUUCUCUCCUUUGCGUUCUCCAUGUUCAAGCAGAGAAAGCUUGUUAAGAGACAUGCAGCUGAAAUUUUCACGUCGGUGAUCGUCUCAACAAUUUUCUCUUUGUACUCAACUGCUUUAGCAGGACGACUUGUUGGACUAGAACCAACUUUGACGGUGUCGAUUCUGCCUCGAUGUAUUACUGUGGCAUUGGCCCUGAGCAUCGUGUCUCUAUUUGAAGGCGCCAAUUCAUCUGUCACAGCUGCUGUGGUGGUGGCAACGGGUUUAGUUGGAGCAAACUUUGUGCAAGUGAUGCUGGAUAGACUUAAUUUUCGCGAUCCUAUUGCCCGAGGAAUAGCUACUGCAUCGAGUGCCCACGGAUUGGGAACAGCAGCAUUGUCGGCAAAAGAACCUGAGGCUCUCCCUUUCUGUGCCAUUGCCUACGCUCUGACCGGCAUCUUCGGCUCCUUGAUUUGCUCGGUUCCUGCCGUCAGGCAAAGCUUGAUUGCGAUAGUCGGCUGAGACUACAAGCAGCAUCUCGCCGCUCCGACUCCGCGUUCUUCCGGCCUUCUCACCAGAUCCGUUAGGUUGCUACGCUCAAAGGUGUACAGAGUUCAGAAGAGUCCCCUUCUAUGAUUGUCCCCAUUGCUUUGGUAAACUGGGUCAGUCCAGUAGUUGGAGGACUUGCAUUGCCACCAGGACUCUGUCUUAGUGUCUAGCGUUUUUCUGUUCAUGUAAAUGAAGAAAAACAGAGAAUCGACAUCAACUGGUAUUGAUG
Molecule: messenger RNA, 2071 nt
Organism: Rhodamnia argentea
Lineage: Eukaryota; Viridiplantae; Streptophyta; Magnoliopsida; Myrtales; Myrtaceae
Product: plastidal glycolate/glycerate translocator 1, chloroplastic
Exons: 9
Coding region: 16-1815 (599 amino acids)
Source: RefSeq, a predicted model, not a curated record